This is a messenger RNA of Octopus bimaculoides (California two-spot octopus), 486 nucleotides long. RefSeq lists its product as uncharacterized. The record is from RefSeq and is a predicted model, not a curated record. NCBI's taxonomy places the organism in Eukaryota, Metazoa, Mollusca, Cephalopoda, Octopoda, Octopodidae.
AUGGCUGAUGAAGAAUUAGGUGAGAGGACACCUUCAGAAUUUUUACGCUACCUUAGGGAGUUGAGUGGUGAGAGGACUGAUGCCCUUCUCCAUCGUAAGAUUUUUUUCUCUCGUUUACCGUCUCACGUGCGUACAAUUUUGGUGAUGGCGCUUGACGCCAACAUGGUUGAUCAAGUCGCCACCAUGGUGGACAAAAUUCUUGAAUUUUCCGCCCAGCCUGCACAUGGCACCUGUCUCUCUUCUGAGGCAUCAUCAAUUGCCUCUCCCUCCUAUGAUGUUUUUGCUGACAAACUGGAAGGACUUACGCGUUGGGUGAAUGAUCUGUGCCAUUCUUCUUCAAGCUCUCGUAGCAGAUCUCGUAGUCAUUCGACUUCUAGGACACAACCUGGUAUGUGCUGGUAUCAUACGAAAUUCGCUGAAAAGGCAUGCAAGUGCAUUCAACCAUUCUCCUUUAAAGUUUCGGAAAACUUCCAAGGAAGAAAUUGA